GCAUGUGCCAAAGAAAGCAACGGAAGAAUGCUCCUGACCUUGAGAACCAAGGUGAAAAUGGCAUCAUCGCCCAGGUUUUCCCGCCAUGUGUCAUAUGUUCAAACUGCAAUAACUACCCAUAACAGUCAACCAAAACAUCAUGACCAUCGUCAAAAGUCUGAUGCAUUCUCUGAAAAUCUCUUGCUUCUCUUGAAGCAAUGCAAAUCCAUCCGUCCCGUCCAGCAAAUCCAUACCCAAAUACUUAUUAAUUCCAUUUACAAGCACAACUUUCUCCUUGCAAAACUCAUUGCUCUAAAAGACUUCAGCUAUUCCCUUCAGCUCUUCUUGCAUCUUCCCCAUCCUAAUGACUAUGCAUUCAACGUUUUCAUUAGAGGGCUCACGACAACGUGGGGAAAAUUUGAUCUUGCAUUGCAAUUUUACUGCAAAAUGAAGUCUUUAGGUGUAAAACCGGAUAAUUUCACGUACCCGUUUGUGUUUAUUUCCUGUGGCAAUCUUUUGGACUUUGGGCAUGGUAGAUUAGCUCAUUGUGAGGUGUGGAAAAAUGGGCUGUGGUUGAAUUGUCAUGUGUGUCAUUCUUUGAUCACGAUGUACUCGAGAUUUGGUGAGUUGAAUUUUGCACGGAAAGUGUUUGAUGAAAUUCCGGUUAGAGAUUUGGUGUCGUGGAAUUCAAUGAUUUCUGGGUAUUCCAGGGCUGGUUUUGCUGGAGAGGCGGUGGAGUUGUUUUAUAAAAUGAGGAAUAAAGAGGUUGCACCUGAUGAAAUGACUCUUGUGAGUGUUCUUGGUGCUUGUGGGGACUUGGGGAACCUGGACUUGGGGAGCUCUAUUGAGAAGUAUGUUGUGGAGAAAAGCAUUGAGAUGAAUUCUUACAUGGGGUCAGCUUUGAUUGACAUGUAUGGGAAAUGUGGGGAUUUGGGCUCUGCAAGGAGGAUAUUUGACAAUAUGGGGAAGAAAGAUGUGGUUACUUGGAAUGCCAUGAUUACUGGAUACGCACAAAAUGGCUUGUCAGAUAAAGCAAUGUGCUUAUUCAAUGCCAUGAAAGCUGCAGGGGUGGAUGUGGAUAAAAUCACUGUGAUUGGAGUGUUGUCUGCAUGUGCUUCAGUUGGAGCUUUGGACUUUGGAAAAUCUAUAUACAAGUAUGCAUCACAAAGUGGCUUAACGGAUGACAUAUAUGUUGGUACUGCAUUGAUUGACAUGUUUGCUAAGUGUGGGAAUCUGGACCUUGCAUUUCAAGUUUUUGGAGACAUGCCCAUAAAAAAUGAGGUAUCCUGGAAUGCAAUGAUCUCUGCUCUUGCUUUUCAUGGGCAAGCUCAAGAGGCUCUGUCAUUGUUUGAGCGCAUGUUAAGGGAGGGUGGUAGUACUUCCUGUCCAAAUGACAUCACAUUUGUUGGGCUGCUUUCUGCAUGUGUACAUGCUGGAUUGGUCGAUGAAGGCUGCCACUUGAUUGAUUUGAUGAGCUCAUCUUUUGGUCUGGUUCCGAAAAUUGAACAUUACUCUUGCAUGGUGGAUCUUUUCUCACGUGCUGGACGAGUAUAUGAAGCAUGGAACUUGAUUGAGAAGAUGCCAGAAAAGCCGGAUGAAGUUCUCUUAGGAGCACUCCUUGGUGCCUGUAAUAAAAUUAAAAAUGUUGAUGUUGGUGAGCGGGUAAUGCAGCUUCUCCUGGAGAUGGAGCCUUCAAACUCUGGCAACUAUGUGAUUGCAUCAAAAAUCUAUGCAAAUCAAGAUAGGUGGGUUGAUUCAGCAAGGAUAAGAUUGUUGAUGAGACAGAAAGGCGUAAGUAAGACUCCAGGUUGUAGCUGGAUUGAAAUGGAUAAUAAACUUCUUGAAUUUCAUGCUGGUGAAACUUUACAUAGUGCACAAAAGGUUUAUCAAGUGCUUAACAUGCUGUACAAAGAGAUGAUGAUGGAAGGUGGAAUGUCAGAUUCAUAUGUUCACUUAGUGGAAGAGUAGAACUUUAGAUAUUGGCAGAUGAUUGGCGUUAAAAGUAAUCUCUUGAGGCAAAUUUUCAGAAGACCCUUCAUCUCAGAGCGUGGCCACGCCAGAAAAGGUAGAUGCUCCCGAAAAGCCGGAUCCGCGGGACCAAUAGCAGGAGACCCAAUUAAGGCACUAGAUCCAUGUGAACCAGAUGCGUGGGAUUAAAACCCAUAGACAAGUCCUGCUCCUAAUUGCUUUGGCUGGCGGCGGCUACAAAAGGCAAAAGAAAGCCAGAUUCACGUAUUAGGAAUUAGAUAACUUUAGUUUUCUUUUUCCCUAGCCGUCAGACAUUGUAGACUCUUCUCUUGCUUUUUGGCUUUGACGUUUUUUGACUCUUUUGCUUUGGCUUUGGCUCUGUACAAUUUUCGUUGGCUUUUGCGUUGUACUUCGGCUUCAGUACGAACAUUAACGCAAA
Molecule: messenger RNA, 2386 nt
Organism: Coffea eugenioides
Lineage: Eukaryota; Viridiplantae; Streptophyta; Magnoliopsida; Gentianales; Rubiaceae
Product: pentatricopeptide repeat-containing protein At2g34400
Exons: 3
Coding region: 28-1947 (639 amino acids)
Biological process (GO): RNA modification
Cellular component (GO): intracellular membrane-bounded organelle
Molecular function (GO): protein binding; RNA binding
Source: RefSeq, a predicted model, not a curated record